ACAAUUGCUGUCAAAAGAUGUCAACCAAAAAGAGGUUAAGUUUAUAAACAUAAAAUCCAUAAAACCAAUCAUUAUUUUUUGUUGAGAAUUAAUAACAAAAAUUUGUUAUUUACUGUUGAUUUUCAUUACAAAAAAAGUACGAUAAUCAAACAUGGCUAUGGCAGCAAAUAAGAGUACGAGAGAAGAACUUUUGUCUUUAAUAGAUGAUAUUGAAUUAAUUGCAAAAGAAAUGAUUGAAAAUACAGUAGCGCAAAAACAUGCUAAAAUGUCAAGUACGGAGCAUGCACAGUUGACCGAAUUGUUAAUUGCCAAGGACAAGGAAUUAAAGGAAACUUUGAAAAAGGCUGCGGAGCAGGGAAAAAUAAAUUUGAAAAUGGACGCACUAAAGGCAGAGGUUGAGAGACAGGAUCAGGAAAUUCAGCAGCUACAACGUCAACUCAAAGAGGCUGAGCAAAUUCUAGCAACUGCUAUUUAUCAAGCGAAACAAAAAUUACAGUCAAUAGCUCGAGCCAAUAAACGACCGGUUGCUUCAGAAGAAUUAAUUAAAUUCGCUCAUCGAAUUAGUGCGUCAAAUGCCGUUUGUGCUCCUCUAACCUGGCAGCAGGGCGAUCCACGAAGACCAUAUCCAACUGAUAUCGAAAUGAGAUUGGGAUAUUUGGGAAGAUUAAGUGACCUUCCUUUGAAUGGACAAUUGAUGGGUUCACAUCCAGGUAUUCCGGCCGAUUUGCACAGAGCAGGACACCCCGCAGAGCCUCCUGUAUCGCAAGCAAAUCAAUUCGCUUGGCAUCCAUCGGGCGAGAUUCAUAUGACAAUGGGAGGACAAGGAAGUGUCGCUAUGAAUACUCACAAACAAGAAACCGAGGAUGUGGAAGUCAUGUCUACAGAUUCGUCAAGUAGUUCGUCGAGUGAUUCCCAGUAAAGAGUAAUUUUUUCAAAAAAAAAAGUAAAAAAUUACUUUUAAUCUCUCCAAUUGUUAUCCACGUAAGGCUUAAACUUUAAACAUGUAAGAAUUAUUUAAAUCUUUUGAUAGUUAUAAAUUAAGAAUUUUAUUUAAAAAUAUUGCGUAUAUAUUUAGAAUAAAACUCUAGAUGAGAUUUGUUCGUAAUUUUUCUUUGAAAUAAUGAAUUUCCUUAUUUUUCUAACAAUGAGAAAUAAAGACAAAAAUGAAUAAUUUAAA
This is a messenger RNA of Leptopilina heterotoma, 1177 nucleotides long. It is a transcript of the gene MED4, whose product is annotated as mediator of RNA polymerase II transcription subunit 4. Gene Ontology annotation, molecular function: transcription coregulator activity. Bases 152 to 919 code for a protein of 255 amino acids. Gene Ontology annotation, biological process: regulation of transcription by RNA polymerase II. Gene Ontology annotation, cellular component: core mediator complex; mediator complex. The transcript has 4 exons. NCBI's taxonomy places the organism in Eukaryota, Metazoa, Arthropoda, Insecta, Hymenoptera, Figitidae. The record is from RefSeq and is a predicted model, not a curated record.